ACUCUGGUGAGGGCUUAGGUGUGAUAACACCCGUGGUUUCCCAUAUCCGUAGGAGCUGGCGUGUUUGCUGCCUGCUGUCUCCCUUCCAUUAGCCUCAGCUAUUGGAUUUCCCACCCAGAAUCCUUAGGUAAAUGAGGUAACUGAAUGAAACGCAGUGGCUUGCAGCUUGGGAAAGCCGAAACUCGGGUGGAACCAUCAUCUAAAGCAGAAGCAGGAAGGUAGCCAUAUCUUACCCCAGUUCUCUUACAUCUGUUGCUGCAUAACUGAGGAGGAGAAGAUAGAAGGUUUGCUACAUAGACCAAUAUGAGCCAAGAGAAGCAGCGCAAGGGCUGUUUUGGAAGGGAAAAUAAGACCAGAUCAUGAUUCUGGAAGGAAGUGGUGUAAUGAAUCUCAACCCCAGCAACAACCUCCUCCACCAGCAGCCAGCCUGGACAGACAGCUACUCCACGUGCAAUGUUUCCAGCGGGUUCUUUGGAGGCCAGUGGCAUGAAAUCCACCCUCAGUACUGGACCAAGUACCAGGUGUGGGAGUGGCUCCAGCACCUUCUGGACACCAACCAGCUUGACGCCAGCUGCAUCCCUUUCCAGGAGUUUGACAUCAACGGCGAGCACCUCUGUAGCAUGAGUUUGCAGGAAUUCACCCGGGCAGCUGGGACGGCAGGACAGCUCCUCUACAGCAACCUGCAGCAUCUCAAGUGGAACGGCCAGUGCAGCAGUGACCUGUUCCAGUCCACACACAAUGUCAUUGUAAAGACCGAAGAAACCGACCCUUCUAUCAUGAACACCUGGAAAGAAGAAAACUUUUUAUACGACAGCAACUAUGGUAGCACAGUAGAUUUGUUGGACAGCAAAACUUUCUGCCGGGCCCAGAUCUCCAUGACAACCACCAGUCACCUUCCUGUUGCAGAGUCACCUGAUAUGAAAAAGGAACAAAACCACCCUGCAAAGUCCCACACCAAAAAGCACAAUCCUCGAGGGACUCACUUAUGGGAAUUCAUCCGCGACAUCCUCCUGAACCCAGACAAGAACCCAGGGUUAAUAAAGUGGGAAGACAGGUCUGAGGGCAUCUUCAGGUUCUUGAAAUCAGAGGCUGUGGCUCAAUUAUGGGGAAAAAAGAAAAACAACAGUAGCAUGACCUAUGAAAAACUCAGCCGUGCUAUGAGAUAUUACUACAAAAGAGAAAUUCUGGAGCGUGUGGAUGGACGAAGACUGGUAUAUAAAUUUGGGAAGAAUGCUCGUGGAUGGAGAGAAAAUGAAAACUGAAGCUGCCAACACUUUGAACAUAAACCAAAACACACACCAGAUAAAUAACAAAGAACUCCUAGACAUAAAUAUUUCAAAGACGGCUUUUCUCUGAUAUUUAUGUACCAAAAGGAAAAAAAAAAAUCUACUUCUAAUGGGAAGAAGGAACACUACAGUUGAUAAAAUUAUUUUGUUACUUUGAAGUAUGUCCUAUAUGGGGAACUAAUGUACACAGUUUUCUGUGAAAUAUGAUGCUGUAUGAGGUUGUGAUUUGUUUUUUGCCUCUAUUGUGAAGUUCUUUUCCACUGCAAGAAUAACUGGGUUUAUAACCUUGUGCUUCUUGCUAAGAGAAAGAAAAAAAAAAUCAGAGGGCAUUAAAUGUUUUUAUAUGCAAAAUGAUUUAGAAUAAGGUGAUGUAUCCUCGGCACAUCCAUGUGGCUUUGUUAAGAGAGAAGGGCAUGAUUGCUAGGUGAACUCCAGGAUCUCAAGUCAAGGUCAUAAACCUGAAGGAAAUGGGAAGCAUAACCUCCCCUCUAGGAGCCAGUGAGUGGAGAAUGGGGACUUCCGAAAUCCAGGGUGGACUGUAAUCUCUGUGUAUCACAUGACUUGCAGUGUUUAAAUCAAUGAGAAGAAUAAUGGUGGGGGCCUUUAUACUCAUUCUGAAAUGAUUUACCUGAUACCAAGGCAAUCUACCCCCUACCUUGCAUGGUUGGUGAAAAAACUUCAAUUGCAUCCUCUGUUCACAUGUAAUUAAGGAGUCCUGUUUGUAAGAUGGUUAAGAGCUCAGCUGCGAACCGAAAGGUUGGUGGUUCAAACCCACCAGCCACUCCAUGGGAGAAAAAUGUGGCAGUCUGCUUGCAUAAAGAUUUACAGCCUUGGAAACCCUAUGGGGAAGUUCUUCUCUGCCCUAUAGCGUCGCUAUGAGUUGGAAUCGACUCCACAGCAAUGGGCUUGGUUUGGUUUUUUUCAGUCUUGGUUCUUUUUAUCUCAACUGCUUAAAAAUAAGUAGGAAAAAGGAAGUGGUGGUGUGGAAAUGACUGAUGAGUUUCCUAGUCUGUCUCUUAAGCCCAGUAUUUCUCAGUCACCACUAUUGACAUUUUGGGGCUGGAUAAUUCUUUGUUGUGGAUCUGUCUUAUGCAUUGUAGGAUGUUUAGCAGUAUCCCUGACCUCUACCCAGUAAAUGCCAGUAGCACCCCCCAGCUGUGACAACCAAAACAGUCUCCAGAUACCACCAAAUGUCCCUGAUGAGAACCACUGAGUUAGCCAGUCAAGAUAAAAGAUGGCAGUGUAUUCUCAGGCCACAAUGAUUUGUAACAUCUUUUAGUCUCUAGAGGAAAGCAAAAGCAAGACUUCAGUGUCAACCCAUUUUUAAUUUUUAAGAAGUUAGAGACAAUGGAUUGAAAUAGCUAGCGGGAGUUCUUUUCAGAACCCCAGAUGAGAGCCAAAGUCAGAUAAAUUAAGUAGGGUUAGGUAGUAUGAGCUACAGUAGAAGACAUUUUCACUGGAAUUACAAAGCAGAGCCAAAGUUAUAUUGCAGAAGGAAGAAAUGGGAACACGCUAAGGGACUCUUUGCAUGAAUGGAUGUGUGUGUCUGUGUGAGCUCUGGGGAAAUCCAUCUUUGCGGGUUAUAAUUCUUAUAAUCUUUCCUCUUUUAGAUCAUCUUUCUCCUGUCUCAUCCAAACUUGUCCCAAAGUGAAUGGUUUGUUGGCUAGACUUGCAUCCAAAGGAAUGUUAAAAAAAAAAAAAGAAAGGAAGGAUGAAAAAGGGUAACAGAAAACUCAGCUCAGGAGCUAGUGUCACUAGGGAGUUUGGGGCCUUCUUGCUCUAGGGUACCAGGAAAGUUGUCAUUGGGCCAAGCAAUCUGUAGAAAGGCUAGCGUGUAGACACUUUAAAAAUGAGUUUGAAAACCCAGAUUUCUUUUGCGACUUUUCUUUCUGGCUCCCCCGUGUCCUUGGCUUUCUCCUCUAUCCUGUUUCUUUACCUUGAGCAAUAAUACGGGGAAGAAGACAUGCACCAAGAGGAGGGAGUAAGACCUACUGGCUCUUCAUCAAUUAAUAGAGCACCUACUACGGUGUCUUACCCAGCAGAUCUGCGCAAAAGUUGCAAAGUGUUGGUAAUGUAUCCAGAAGUAAGAAGAAUUAAGAACUUGUCCCAGCUAUAAUGAGAAGCAGGUGGGUGCUCUGGGAGGAUCAGCUUAUUGAGAUGAAUGACCUGAAGAUACAAGCAAAUCUGUCCAUUUUUAUUUCUGCCUUGCUUGGUCACCUCCGCAAAGGUGUCGUUUGGUAUUAUCAAGUAACAGCUACGAUGGGAGCUGAGAAAAAUCAUAAUGAACAGCGAAGACCUUGACUAUGCAAACAAGACUUCACUGCAGAAAGACAAACUCCACUUUUAAAGCAAAGGUAAACAACUGUGGGGCCUUCCUAGCACUUGGCUAUCCCUCACGCAGUGUAUUAAACAUUCAGAUAUUUGAAAUUGGUAUAACAAGUGGAUAUUUGUAAGUCUGUGUGUGUCUGAAUUGUGUGAAGUUCUUGGGGGUAUCUCCCAGUUUGCUCUCUGCUGUUCCUUCCUUGACUUUACUUCUGUGCAUCACCCAAGGUAGCGAGAUCUUCUCUGAGCUCAUCCUUCCCCAAACCUGUAAGUUUCUCACAUUCCCCCAAAGUGGCCUGGGCUCUUUCUGCAACCUCUCCAUUGAAGAGCAAUCCCUGCUAGUUGUAAAUGAAUCUGGGGAGUAACGACUGGAACAGGUCUGCAGAUAAUUAGCAGAUUGUGUUAUUCGUUGCAAGUGACAGUUUCUUGGCAUCCGAUACCUGCUUAAAUAGGCUGGAGUAUUAAGUUCUCAGCAUAUCCCUCUAUUGUCUUGGCUUGAGUUUGAUGCAUUUGCUAUGUGCUGUUCGUGACUUGGAGAACUCAGGGUAAUCAAGCCCUGCCAACCUGGGGUGUGAACAGAGUACUUUCCAGCAUGGUGUUGAAAGGGAGAGCAAAGUCCCAGCGAUAAGCCAGUAUAAGGUGGAGCCCCCACCUUCUUUUGGGGACACACAACUUCUCAUUUGAGAAUGUAUGCAUGGUCACAAAGCAUGGUCUCCUCGAACCUUUCUUAAGCUAAAGGCCUGGGCUCUUAUUUGCAGCUCUCAUGGGAACCUGAGGCAGGAACUGUAUUGCUAAGACUUUACUAGACCUAUAUCAUCUGAGGCUCCUAGAUACUUGACUUGAUAAUACUUGAGUAAGGUACUAGCUUCCAGGGACAUAUCCUACAGCUUCUUGAAUCUGCCUUCCGAGCAAGCAGACCCAGUUAUAUUUUCUUUUGAGCACAUUUGUCCCUUCUCAACAGUUCUUGCCUUGCUAGACUGUAAGCUCUUUGAGGGCAGGGACUGUGUCUUGUCACUACUGUUUUCCCAUUACCAAGCAUGAGACAGGCAAUCAAUAUUUGUUGAGUUAAUGAAUGACUGUCUUCUGGAAGACUCCUCUGACUGAAGGCCGUAUCAAUAAUUGGGACAUGAAUCAUUUCUACACUGGAAUAAGAGCACAAGGACCAAACCCUCAAGCACACAUUAUGUAUUAGAUGAACAUUUUUCUGUGAGACUCUUUACUUUGCCUCCCUACCUGCGCUGAAAUGAAACCAAAACAGGCUGUUUGGUUCCACAAGUCAAUUUAUGUUGGAUGAGAAUUUUGUUGCCUUAUUUGGAACUGUGAGAUACCUGGUACAAGAAGCCAGUAAUGAACCUUUGACUUGUUUUAACCAAUGAAGAUGAUGAAUGUGUUUAUAUGAUGUAAAUUGCUAUUUAAAUGUAAAGCACUUCUACGUUUGAGUAUUUUUGGGUUGGUUUUUAUUUUAUAUUUUUCAUUUUGAAAAAUGAGGAAUCUUUUGAUAAGGUUAGUAAAGCAUGUUAGAUUUUAGUUUUGCAAGUGUGUUAUUUUUCAAAUGCAUAAAAUAUAGAGAAAGGUGAACUAGUAAGAGGGAAAGGCAAUUAUAUUAUUCUUCUAUAGUUAAAAUAAGCAUUUGUUGAGUGCCUGCUAUGCGCACAGCAUGAAACUAUGUAUGUGAGGAGCUUGUGUAAUUACAUAGGGUUGAUAGAUACUUGGUGUGCACCUGAUGGAUGGAUACUUACUGUAUGAAUAGAGAAACAGCAUAGCAAUCAAUACCAGAGUUGAAUCAUCCUCAGCGUUGACUCUCAGGAUUCAGUUUCUGGAAUAAGAGAUAGAGCAUUUAAAAAACUUGUUAAGAGUGUGUCUUAUGAACCACUGAAAUGUACAGGCCUUCACAAGUUUAGCUAAAUUGGGAUUAAUCUUUCUAUAGCUGUCUGCAUAAUUCUUGCUUUUCUUCCCAUCUGGUUUCUGGGUUGGCAAUUUGUGGGAAACAACCUGACUGCCACUGUUUUUUAAAAAUCAGAAAUCUUGCCCUUUUAAACUACACAGUUAAAUUCAUGCUGAGGACUUCUGUUUUGUGAAAGAAGUAUAUUUUUCAAAAUAAGGUUUCUUGUUUGAUGGGUCCCAGAAAACACUAAUAAAAACCACGUAGACCAGCCUGUAAUUGUGUCUUUCAUUCUUCAACAAACCAUCUGGAGCUGGGCUUAGAGUAAGUGCACUUAGUCUAUAGCCAUGGAGCAUUAGCAGUUUCUGCAUUCAUUUACUCAAGAAGCCUCUAUUGAGCAUCUACUAUGUGUCAAGCACUGUCUUAGGUGCUGAGUUAUGGUAGAGAAACAAAGAGACAAACAUAUCUGCUGCCAUGAAACUAAUGCUUAAUUGGGUGGAAACAGACAGGAGCCAAAAAUUAACAAAUAAAUGUAGCAUAUCAAAUGUGUAGUAAAGAAAAGUAGAGUAAGGAAGAGGAGUAGAGAGUAUGAAGCAUAUGGGGGUAUACUGCAACUUUAGGCAGGCUUAAGAAGGAAACAUUUCAGUAAAGACCUGGAGGAGCUAAAGGAAGGUGCCAUGUUGAUAAGUAGGGGAGACUGAUCGCACAGAGAGACCAGCAUGUGCAAAGGUCCUGAGAUGGGUGUGUUCCUGACAUGUCCAAGGUACAGUGAGGAGAUCUGUUUGCCAGAGUAGACUAAGCAAUAGUAGGACAUGCUGUGAGAGAGGCACUGGAUGAUCAGAUCACACAGAAUUUGGAAACCAUGUGAAGGCUCUAGUUUUUCCUUUGAGUGAAAGGAGUACCAUGCUCUAACUUUGGUUUUAAAAGGAUCCUUCCAGCUGCUGUGUUGAGAAUGGAUUGCAGGGGAGCAAUUGGUGCUAGAUGUACAUUCUUAGUGAAGGAUGAGCAAAGGGAGGUAGAAAAGAUCACUCCCACAGCCAGGUUUCCAAUGCAAUACUUAAC
Trichechus manatus latirostris (Florida manatee) is the source of this 6552-nucleotide messenger RNA. RefSeq names its product ETS homologous factor (gene EHF). The transcript has 11 exons. Gene Ontology annotation, cellular component: nucleus. Gene Ontology annotation, molecular function: DNA-binding transcription factor activity, RNA polymerase II-specific; sequence-specific DNA binding. Gene Ontology annotation, biological process: regulation of transcription by RNA polymerase II; cell differentiation. Lineage: Eukaryota; Metazoa; Chordata; Mammalia; Sirenia; Trichechidae. The coding region runs from base 360 to 1262 and encodes 300 amino acids. The record is from RefSeq and is a predicted model, not a curated record.